UGAAAGCUCAGGAGCUGAAGAUAUUUGAAAGCGGCCGGUCGGUUCCACAUACCGCGCAGUGUCUGUCCCAACAGAGACCCCUUUAAUCAUCGGGGGUCCACAUCUCAUCAGAUUACUUAGAUAAUUUUAAAUAAUGAUAAUAAUGAUGAAAAAACUGGACGACUGCAGAGACUGAGCUCCGUUAUUUGAAAGUCUGAAGAGGACGCGAUUCUUCUGCUCUAUAUGUGAUUUAAAAAACAGGUCUGGUAAACAUGUCAGGAAAAUCAGAUGUGAAAAACAAGUGGGCGGCAGUCAGGGACCGCCUGGGCUCCUCGCAGGACUCCGACACCCAGCAGGAGGCCAACCUGGAGAGCGCCGACCCAGAGCUGUGCAUCCGGCUUCUGCAGGUCCCCACUGUGGUCAACUACUCCGGGCUGAAGCGCCGCCUGGAGGGCAGCGACCAGACAUGGAUGGUCCAGUUCCUGGAGCUGAGCGGGCUGGAUCUCCUCCUGGAGGCCCUGGACCGACUCUCGGGCCGGGGAUGCUCUCGCAUCGCAGACGCCUUGCUGCAGCUCACGUGCGUCAGCUGCGUCCGCGCCGUCAUGAACUCAUCGGCGGGAAUCCACUUCAUCAUAGAGAACGAGGGAUACAUUCGCAAACUGUCACAAGCUUUGGACACGUCCAACAUCAUGGUGAAGAAGCAGGUGUUCGAGCUCCUCGCGGCCCUCAGCAUAUUCUCAGCCGAAGGUCACUGUCUGGCUCUGGACGCUCUGGAUCAUUACAAGGGCCUGAAGGCGCGUCAGUAUCGUUUCAGCGUGAUCAUGAGCGAGCUGCAGGCCACAGAUAACGUCCCCUACAUGGUCACACUCCUCAGUGUCAUCAACGCGCUCAUCUUCAGCACAGACGACUUGAGGCAGAGAGAUAAAAUAAGGAAGGAGUUUAUCGGCCUCCAGCUGCUUGGUAUCCUGCCAAAAUUAAGGUAA
Austrofundulus limnaeus is the source of this 962-nucleotide messenger RNA. RefSeq names its product inverted formin 2 (gene inf2). Lineage: Eukaryota; Metazoa; Chordata; Actinopteri; Cyprinodontiformes; Rivulidae. Gene Ontology annotation, biological process: actin cytoskeleton organization. The transcript is spliced from 5 exons. Gene Ontology annotation, molecular function: small GTPase binding; actin binding. The coding region runs from base 252 to 962 and encodes 236 amino acids. The record is from RefSeq and is a predicted model, not a curated record.